UUGUUUGUGCACUGUAUAUAAAUACACAGCUGCUCCUCACUAUGAGAUGUGAGCAGCCCAUGCAAGUAUGAAAUUCUUGCUGGUCUUCUGCUUGAUCCUCUUCUCAAGGACUCUGUGCAAUGCCCGCUGUUAUUUUAGAACAUCCAGCAAGUACGGGUGCAUUUCAAACAGAAACCUCUAUGUUUUCGGUGCGGUGUGGAAGACUGAAGAUUGUUACCAAUGCAAGUGUAAGAUGAAUGCGAUGGUUUGCUGCAGCUUGGUUUCAAUCCCCAAGAACUAUGACAGAGUGAACUGCGUUGGUCUGUUCCACAAGAAAAGCUGCUCCAUCCGAGUAGUGAAGAAGACUAAUCCUGACAUAAGCUGCAAAGUCUACAAUGGGGUUGGUUAAGGUUUUUCGGUGUGUUUCUCGUCUUUCUUCUGCACAUCCCCUGGAAGUUAGAUAUGCUCUACAUCUCUCAGUUAGAGAAAAUUAGCAAAGCAGCGUGGUUUCAGGAGGAAUGGAUUCACCUCACGCCUUUCACAGCUCUAGUUGUGCCAUCUGUCUUAUUUCUGACACUAGGUGGUUUGUCUUAUUAUAUAUACAUUUGUAACAAAGCUUUACCACACAUAACUUUGUGACUUUUUUUCUGUUGGUAUCCAGGGUUAAAUAAAUUUUCACAUAUAUCAAAUAA
Messenger RNA from Numida meleagris (helmeted guineafowl), 671 nucleotides. RefSeq names its product beta-microseminoprotein-like. The coding region runs from base 68 to 388 and encodes 106 amino acids. The record is from RefSeq and is a predicted model, not a curated record. The transcript is spliced from 4 exons. Lineage: Eukaryota; Metazoa; Chordata; Aves; Galliformes; Numididae.